AAAGAAAGGGUUUUUUUCCUCUCCCCCAUGGAGGCAGAGCACCCGCACCAGAUCACAUACACCACCACCACCACCACCUCCACCUCAUCCCUCUGCCCGCGCCGCAGGAAGAGAGGAGACGACGAGGCGGCGCACCACCUCGUGUUCCCCAUGGAUCUCGACUCGGCCGCGGCGGCGGCUGCGGCGGCGGCGCACCACCAGCAGCAGCAGCAGCAGACCACGUCCCAGGACAAGCUGAAAGCAUUGGCUUAUGAGUACGGUCAUGAGUUCCGAGUAUUUUCAAGUGUAACAUUUGAGUCAAUGACUAGCAACUUGCCCGCAGCAGAUCAGGAGGAAGAUGAUGACUUUUAUGAGCUUCAGCCUGCUGACUAUUUCAACUUGGUUUCGAACAGAAUAGGAGAACAAUCGAAAGUUUUGAAGACUCGUAAAAUGCGUGAAGCAGAACUUGCUGCCCAACGAGCAAAGAUAAAAAAGGCAGUAAUGAGGGUGCGAUUCCCUGAUGGAUACAUACUUGAGGCCGAUUUUCAUCCGUCAGAAACAGUUCAAAGUCUGAUGGAUUUUCUGAAGAAAGUAAUCUCUAGACCAGACCUGCCAUUCUAUCUCUAUACAGUUCCACCAAAGAAGCGGAUAAAAGACACUUCACUGGAUUUCUACACAAUUGGUUUUGUUCCUGGGGCUAAUGUCUACUUCUCUUAUGAUCUGCCGGAAGGCUCAGAGUUAAAUACAGACAGUGUAAAAUCAGGACCUUAUCUCCGUGAAGAAAUUCGGAUGUUGGAUGGACUACCAAUUGUCCAAGAACCUGUGCACCAACCAAUUGAUUCUACUAUGAACUCUUCUUCUGCUCAUCAAUCUGAUGUGUCUCAAUCAGAUUUUGCACCGCCAGCAAACAAGAAACCAGCUAAACCAAAGUGGUUCAAAAGGUGAUGAUGAGGUGAGACAGUCAGGGCGCCAAGAAUGCACCACCAGAGGACGACUCUAAUGUAGGGGGAUAGAGAGUGAAAGCAUGACAAUAAUGGGUUGCUGUUGGCUUUCUUGAUGGAUGGAUACACAUUGUAAAAUGAAACUUUCCAAAGAAAUUUCACGAGUGCUGCAGAAUGAUUUUUUGCGUCUGAUAGCACUGCAUUACACUGUACACUCCGUUGCUAACAAAGCCUCCCUUUUCCUGAGUGCAUAUGGCUGGGGGUGUUUGGUUGA
Molecule: messenger RNA, 1194 nt
Organism: Oryza sativa Japonica Group (Japanese rice)
Lineage: Eukaryota; Viridiplantae; Streptophyta; Magnoliopsida; Poales; Poaceae
Product: plant UBX domain-containing protein 1
Biological process (GO): protein-containing complex disassembly
Molecular function (GO): ATPase binding
Source: RefSeq, a predicted model, not a curated record